Messenger RNA from Thelazia callipaeda (thelaziosis nematode), 756 nucleotides. The record is from the annotation of a GenBank genome assembly. NCBI's taxonomy places the organism in Eukaryota, Metazoa, Nematoda, Chromadorea, Rhabditida, Thelaziidae.
UAUAAUUAAAUUAUUUUUUUACAUAUUUAUUUGAUGAUUUUACUUUUUAGCAUUUUCGACUACUCUAAUUUCGAGUACUACUGACUUAACAGUAGUGAAUUUGCAUAAUAUCGUGACGUGUACACAAAAUGGUUCACAUAUUUUGCUACAAUCAAAUUAUUUGAGAUAUUAUAAAGACUCAAUAAAAGUUAUACUACAAGAUGGAAAAGAAAGUAAUCAAAUAAUGUGUGAAUUUGAAGUGAAAAUGCACAGAAGUUUUCAAGAUAAUAGUAUAAUGAUUCCACAAACGUGCACGUCAAAUGAGACUACACAAAAGAUUUUGUUGAUAAUUGGGAAUAAAAGAAAACACAAGCUACAUCUUACAUGCAACCAAGAAGAUGAGAUUAGUGUAAGUGUGAAUCAAAAUGGUGAAUUAGUACAAAUAAAUUCAUCAGUACAAAUUGGUUUUGAUCUCGAUAUAUUGAUUUCUUCAAAAAUCAGUAUGGUGCCAUUUCGUAUUGUUGACUGUUGGACUGAACAGCAAAAUCACGUGAUGAACUUUAUCCACAACGGUAUUCCAUUAAGGGAUGCGCAAGAAAUACCUUUGUGUAAACUGAACCGUGUAAAUGGAUACAAUUAUUCUAAUUAUGAUACCAACAAUUAUAGCGAUUUGAUGAAAGAAACAAAUAGAAACUGGCAUAUUCAGUUACAUUUAAGCUGGGAUACUUUGCCAGAUAGUCAUCAGAAGGCACUUAAACAACUGCUUCCUAAAUGAAA